Messenger RNA from Dacryopinax primogenitus, 3916 nucleotides. Its product is annotated as pyruvate carboxylase. Gene Ontology annotation, molecular function: ATP binding; pyruvate carboxylase activity; metal ion binding. NCBI's taxonomy places the organism in Eukaryota, Fungi, Basidiomycota, Dacrymycetes, Dacrymycetales, Dacrymycetaceae. Gene Ontology annotation, biological process: pyruvate metabolic process; gluconeogenesis. The record is from RefSeq and is a predicted model, not a curated record. The coding region runs from base 131 to 3733 and encodes 1200 amino acids. Gene Ontology annotation, cellular component: cytoplasm. The transcript has 13 exons.
UGACGGCGAACGUCUACCGACAUCUCUAUCCUGACCAUCCCUGUCCUUCGCUUGUCUUUCCUUUAUAGCUCUCAUCCUUUCCGCCGUCAUCCCCCAGGAACUUAGAGUCAAUCCUCAGUCAAUCCCCAGGAUGGCUGAUAGCGUUCUUGUCGCCGAGACCAAGAUACCCUUGGAGCAGCUUGUCGCCAGCUCUAGUUCUAUCAGUGCGGCGAACACCCCGCUGCUGACAAUCCAAGGCCUGCGCCGCAAGAAUGCAGGGCACGGAGGCCAAUUGACCAAGAUUCUGGUCGCGAACCGGGGGGAAAUUGCUAUUCGCAUUUUCAGGACCGCCCAUGAACUUGCAAUGCACACCGUCGCCAUCUACUCGUAUGAGGAUCGCUUGUCGGCUCAUAGGCAGAAGGCGGAUGAAGCAUACCGCGUUGGAAAGGGGUUGACCCCUGUGGGUGCCUACCUUGCUCAGGACGAGAUCGUGCGCAUUGCCCUCGAACAUGGCGUUGACAUGAUUCACCCUGGGUACGGAUUCCUCGCCGAGAAUGCCCAGUUUGCGAAGAAAGUUGAGGACGCGGGUAUGGCUUUUAUCGGCCCCUCGCCCGAGGCCAUUGAUGCCCUUGGGGACAAGACCAAGGCAAGGGACAUUGCUCGGGCUGCUGGUGUGCAGAUUGUCCCUGGCACCCCCGGUCCUGUUGCGAAUUACAAGGAUGGAGAAGCAUUUGUCAAGCAGCACGGUUUCCCCGUAAUCAUCAAAGCCGCUAUGGGUGGCGGAGGCCGUGGCAUGCGUGUCGUCCGUGCCUUGGAGGAAUUCCAGGCCAACUUCGAUCGUGCCGUUUCCGAAGCGAAAUCCGCUUUCGGCGAUGGUACAGUCUUCAUCGAGCGCUUUAUUGAGCGCCCGAGGCAUAUCGAAGUGCAGCUCCUGGCUGACAGCUAUGGAAACGUGGUCCAUCUGUUUGAGCGUGACUGCUCUGUUCAACGCCGUCAUCAGAAAGUUGUUGAAGUCGCACCUGCAACGCACCUCCCUGAGGAGACUAGGCAAGCUCUUUUCACUGAUGCUCUCAAGCUUGCCAAUGCCGUCGGUUACCGCAACGCUGGUACCGCAGAGUUCUUGGUCGAUCAGGAGGGUCGGCACUACUUUAUCGAGAUCAACCCUCGUAUCCAGGUGGAGCACACUAUCACUGAGGAGAUCACGGGUCUCGACAUUGUCGCUGCUCAGAUCCAGAUCGCUGCCGGCGCCUCUCUUGCCCAACUCGGUAUCACCCAGGAGGCCAUUACCAAGCGCGGCUUCGCCAUGCAGUGUCGUAUUACAACUGAAGACCCAGCCGCAAACUUCCAGCCCGACACUGGUAAGAUUGAAGUGUACCGCAGCGCCGGUGGUAACGGCGUUCGCCUGGAUGCCAGUAGUGGCUUCGCCGGGGCCCAAAUCACCCCCCAUUAUGACAGCUUGCUGGUCAAGGUUUCAGUUCGUGGGACGACCUACGAAGUCGCUCGUCGUAAGAUGCUGCGUGCGCUAGUUGAAUUCCGCAUUCGUGGCGUGAAGACCAACAUCCCCUUCUUGUUCCGCCUUCUGACGCAUGAUGUCUUCAUCAGCGGCAAGACUUGGACGACGUUCAUCGACGACACACCCGAGCUUUUCAAGCUCGUCCAGAGUCAGAACCGUGCACAAAAGCUGCUCGCUUACCUUGGCGAUAUCGCCGUCAACGGCUCCUCGAUCAAAGGCCAGCAGGGCGAACCCGGGCUCAAGGACGAAAUUGUCCUCCCCAUCUUGGAAAAUCGGGAUGACCCGAACGGGGUGCCAAUUGACACCACCAUGCCCUGUCAAACUGGCUGGAGGAAUGUUCUCGUCGAGAAGGGCCCAGAGGGCUUUGCCAAGGCGGUUCGCGAGUACCCUGGUGUGCUGAUCAUGGACACCACUUGGCGUGAUGCCCAUCAGAGUUUGUUGGCCACCAGGCUCCGCACUAUCGAGAUGGCGAACAUUGCCAAGAUCACCAGUCAUGCGCUCGCCAAUGCCUUCUCACUGGAGUGUUGGGGUGGAGCAACUUUCGAUGUUGCGAUGCGUUUCUUGUAUGAGGACCCUUGGGAGCGUCUGCGCACGCUCCGCAAGCUAGUGCCCAACAUUCCUCUGCAAGCUCUCGUCCGUGGUGCCAACGGCGUUGGGUACACCAGCUACCCGGACAAUGCCAUCUAUGACUUUUCCAAGCGGGCUGUGGAGAACGGCUUAGACAUUUUCCGCGUUUUCGACUCUCUCAACUACUUGGAGAACAUGAAGCUUGGUAUUGAUGCCGCCAAGAAGGCUGGUGGUGUCUGCGAGGCUGUUGUUUGCUACAGUGGUGAUGUUGCGAACCUUAGGAAGACGAAAUACACGCUCCAAUACUACCUUGACUUUGUUGACCAGCUAGUCAAUGAGGGCAUUCAUAUUCUCGGCAUCAAGGACAUGGCUGGUCUCCUCAAACCUGCUGCUGCUACAUCGCUCGUCGGUGCCAUCCGCAAGAAGUACCCUGACCUCGUCAUUCAUGUGCACUCCCACGACACCGCUGGUAUUUCCGCUGCCAGUAUGAUUGCUGCGGCACAUGCCGGCGCUGACAUUGUCGAUGUUGCUAUUGAUAGCAUGUCCGGUGUGACCUCGCAGCCGUCCAUGGGUGCUGUCUGCAUGGCCCUCGAGCAGACUCAUCUGGGAACCGGUAUCCGGUACUCUGACAUCCAGGCGCUCAACCACUAUUGGUCGCAGGUCCGGAUGCUGUACAGCUGCUUCGAGGCGAACGUCCGGGCUUCUGAUUCUUCCGUAUUCGCGCACGAGAUGCCUGGUGGGCAGUACACCAACUUGAUGUUCCAAGCCGCCCAACUUGGCCUGGGAACGCAAUGGACACAGAUCAAGCAGAAGUACAUUCAAGCUAACGACCUUUGCGGGGACAUCAUCAAGGUCACACCGUCAUCGAAGGUCGUUGGAGACUUCGCCCAGUGGAUGGUUUCCAACAAUUUGUCCAAGCAAGAUGUUAUCGACAGAGCAGACACACUUGAUUUCCCAUCUUCCGUCAUCGAGUUCUUCCAGGGCUACUUGGGUCAACCUGUCGGUGGAUUCCCUGAACCUCUUCGUACCAGGAUCAUUCGCAACAAGCCGAGAAUCGAUGGUCGUCCUGGCACUUCAUUGGCACCCAUUGACUUCAGGAUUCUGAGGCACGAACUGCGUGCCAAGUUUGGCAAGCAUAUCACCGAUGUGGACGUGACGUCAUAUGUCAUGUAUCCCAAGGUUUUCGAAGAAUACCAAGGCUUCGUAGAGAAGUAUGGUGACCUUUCAGUCGUGCCCACUCGUUAUUUCCUCGGCCGCGCGGAUAUUGGAGAAGAGAUGCACAUCUCGAUCGAGAAGGGCAAGACUCUCAUUAUCAAGCUCCUUGCUAUUGGCCCUGUCGACGAGACGAAGGGUACUCGCGAUGUGUGGUUCGAGGUCAAUGGUGAAGUCCGUGCCGUGCCGGUCGACGACAAGUCAGCUGCAAUCGAAACCGUGACUCGGGAGAAGGCCAAGGCCGAGCCAGGCUCUGUGGGUGCGCCGAUGUCUGGUGUGGUCGUCGAGGUCCGCGUCAAGGAGGGACAGGAGGUGAAGAAGGGCGAUAUUAUUUGCGUCCAGAGCGCGAUGAAGAUGGAGAGCACGGUUUCUGCCCCAGUGUCGGGUCGCAUCAAGAGAGUGCUUGUCCAAGAAGGAGACAGUAUCUCACAGGGCGACCUCAUUACCGAAAUCGUGCACUAAACCUCGGAGGAUUUGUUGUUAUUGUAGGGUUUGUCAAAGACAACGGCUUGCUUGUUUCGGUGCUUGUUAUUCCCAUUUCUCACCAGGAGGGUCCCUGCCAUGGAUGCGGUGACGCCGCCUUAAUGACUGCGCCGAGACGAACUGGUGUAAAGCUGUACUGCAAAUUAUUGUGUCAGAUUGAAA